UUUUGCUUCAUCGGAAAGAAAAUAGGAGAGACGGCGAUUCUUCUGUGUUUCUCUCUUCCCUUAUUCGCCACCUUUUCUUUUUCCUUCAAUUUUCAGUGCCCACCCUGGCCUAGAUCCUCUUGUUCCAGCUUUUCUCCAAUUUCUGUAAUUCGCAACAGUUAGGGUCUCACAUUACACAUGCGGUGUAGGUCUUCGGAAUCUUAGACGAAACCCUAUCGCCGAUUCGAUUGCGGAGGUGGAAGCUUAGUCUCCGGCGACGAUGGCCAGUAACUUGCCGAUGAGUCCUCAGCUGGAGCAGAUCCACGGCGAAAUCCGCGACAAUUUUCGAGCCCUCGCGAAUGGCUUCCAGAAGCUGGAUAAGAUCAAAGAUUCCAGUAGACAGAGUAAACAGCUGGAAGAACUUACAGGGAAAAUGAGAGAAUGUAAAAGAUUGAUCAAAGAGUUUGAUCGGGAAAUGAAGGAUGAGGAGGGCCGAAAUACUCCUGACGUGAAUAAGCAACUCAAUGAUGAGAAGCAAUCAAUGAUCAAAGAGCUGAAUUCAUAUGUACAAAUGAGAAAAACGUUUAUGAAUAGCCUUGGAAACAAGAAAGUUGAACUCUUUGAUAUGGGAGCAGGAGUUAGUGAACCAACAGCUGAUGACAAUGUUCAAAUGGCAUCAACUAUGUCAAAUCAAGAACUAAUCAAUUCCGGGAUGAAAACAAUGGACGAGACUGACCAGGUCAUUGAACGGUCUAAGAAGGUUGUUCACCAGACAAUUGAAGUGGGAACUCAAACUGCUGUUACCUUGAAGGGCCAAACUGACCAAAUGGGCCGCAUUGUCAAUGAGCUGGACACAAUUCAGUUCUCAAUCAAGAAGGCCACCCAGCUUGUUAAAGAGAUUGGUAGGCAGGUGGCAACAGAUAAAUGUAUCAUGCUUUUCCUUCUGCUUAUAGUAUGCGGUGUAAUAGCAAUUAUUAUUGUGAAGGUUGUCAACCCGAACAACAAGGACAUCAGGGACAUCCCUGGAUUGGCACCACCAGCUGCAAGGAGGCUUUUGUCACUGAGUACUCGGGAACAGUUCAAGUAGAAGCCUCCUGUUAUACAAGAAUUCAAUUUUUCCAAUCCGGCUACUACAAUUCGUAUUCUAGAGGAUGGAGAGGAGGCUCAGAGGAAUGCCUUUGUGGGCAUCGAUCGGUCUCUUCAUUUAAUUUAUAAUUUAUUCUUGCCUGAGUUGUGCAUAUUGUUUGUGAUUCUCUAUGUAAAUCACAUGCGAGUCAUUUUUUUCUUUGUUUUGAAUGCCACCACGGUUCUUUUGUAUGCUUUCCAAGAUUAUCUUAGUUAAUAGAGAGAAGAUGAUGUGCUUUA
Messenger RNA from Argentina anserina (silverweed cinquefoil), 1344 nucleotides. Its product is annotated as novel plant SNARE 13. Gene Ontology annotation, biological process: vesicle fusion. Gene Ontology annotation, molecular function: SNAP receptor activity; SNARE binding. The record is from RefSeq and is a predicted model, not a curated record. Gene Ontology annotation, cellular component: Golgi apparatus; endoplasmic reticulum membrane; SNARE complex. The transcript is spliced from 10 exons. NCBI's taxonomy places the organism in Eukaryota, Viridiplantae, Streptophyta, Magnoliopsida, Rosales, Rosaceae. Bases 260 to 1066 code for a protein of 268 amino acids.